AUGUCUCAACAACAAGAAGCAUCUUCUGCAGCCUCAUCUACUGCAACAAUUGUUGAAGAGAAAAUCACAAAUAAUAACAAGGCUUCUUCAUCAUCGGCAUCUGAACAACAGCAAAGAGAUGUUCCCAAGCUGAAAUCACAAGUAAAUAAGCAAAAACUUCAAAAGGCUAUCAAGGAACAUCUUCCUCCUAAUCAUACAUUGUGGAGGGAGGUUUUUUCAUUUCUGGAGAGUGAUGAUUUGUUCUUUGGUGUUGGAUGUGUUUGCAAAUGUUGGAAAUCUUCAUAUUUGGAUGGAAUGACGAGGAAUUUAUUGAUCAUGUUUAAUAGGAAUUUACAAACAUAUUGUGAAAAUAAUCAGAUUAAUGAAUCGAGUAGGGAACAAUUGGCUCGUAGGACUUUUAUUGAAAUGUGGAAGGAAUAUAUUAAAUUAUUGAUUAUUAAUGAUUUGUCACAGAUAAUAAGAUUGGACACUAGAAAGCUUCUCCUUCUCAAUUAUAAUACAAGUGCAAAUGAUCAUCAUUCGGAAGAAUCGAGGUUAUUUGAAAAAUUUGCAAAUGAAUUGUGUGACAAGGAAAGAAUGCUUCCUAUCACCACUAAGAAAGAGUACACAACCAUGUCGAUGGAAUUGAGAAAUAUUCUCGUAGGAAAGGGAGCCAAUAAUAAUAAUGUAAUUCCAACCAUUGAUAAUUCCAUUACCAUCAAGCCAGUGACAAGCUCUACCUCUAGUUAUAGUAUUAGUAUUGAUGAAAAUCCAAAUGAAGAAAAGACAGGCCUUUUGAAUUCUUACAAGAAGAUCAGAAUUUCCAACUUUGACAUUCAAAAUAAGACUAUGAUUGAAUUGUUGGAAAAUCAAUGGAAGCAAUACUUUUCCAGAUUUGUAUGGAAUCAUCAGAGACCUUCAAUGCUUCAAAAGACUGAUCUCACCUCUGGAGAGGUUGUUCUUGACUCUGAGCAAGGUGAAAAAUCUGUUGGCAUCAUUCAAACCAUUCUCAAUAUGUUUGGUUGUAAUUUUGAGAAUGACUUGUCUGCAUCCAAUGAAAGUUUCAGCUCUAGUUUGUCACUGGGAGAUGGUAAUGUCAAUGUUUUGAAUAUUUCCCUCUUUAUUAAUGGAGAGUUUGGCAGUUUUAUUGCUGAUGGAUAUUCAGAGGUUGGAUUUGAUUUUAUGGAGAGAACUUUCAAAAUUGGAAAGCAAGUUUAUCAAUGUAAAUUGAAUUUGUGUGCUGGAUCUAAACGAUUCAUCAGUGGAGGACUCAUUCAAACCAAAAAUUCAGACUAUGUCAUUUUGUGCACAACCAAUGCAGAUAUGACUCAAUAUGAAUACUUUGAAGCCUACGAUACCAAUCCAAUGACUGAAUAUCUCCUUGUUCACUUAAAGACUCCACUCUCAGAAGAUCUCAAAACAGAAGAAGUUGAAAGAAUGAGAAACUUUUCCAAAACAAUUCUCAAAUGUCCAUUUAUUUCCUUGGAUAAGGAAACCUUUGGAUCCAACAUUCCACUCAUGUAUUGCAUUAUUUUGCAUCACUGUCUCAAAAAUCAAACCUUCUCAUCUUCUAGAAGAAAAUAA
Molecule: messenger RNA, 1563 nt
Organism: Naegleria gruberi
Lineage: Eukaryota; Heterolobosea; Eutetramitea; Acrasida; Naegleriidae
Exons: 2
Coding region: 1-1563 (520 amino acids)
Source: RefSeq, a predicted model, not a curated record